This is a messenger RNA of Oncorhynchus nerka (sockeye salmon), 2187 nucleotides long. RefSeq lists its product as uncharacterized. Gene Ontology annotation, cellular component: synapse; neuron projection; stress fiber. Bases 376 to 1068 code for a protein of 230 amino acids. The record is from RefSeq and is a predicted model, not a curated record. Lineage: Eukaryota; Metazoa; Chordata; Actinopteri; Salmoniformes; Salmonidae. The transcript is spliced from 5 exons. Gene Ontology annotation, biological process: actin filament polymerization; actin filament bundle assembly; regulation of actin cytoskeleton organization.
GAGCUUGAACUCACCUUUGAAUUUGACAUCAUGUGAUCUGCCAUCUUCACUGUUACAGUGGAUUUUAGAGUGGACAAAUGUUUCAUUUCCACUGUAAAAAUGCUUAACACUGGUCAUGUCACAGCCUUUACCCUUCCAAAUGUUUAAUUGUCUGUCAUUGUUUUAUUCUAACCAUAGCUUGAGUGAAACUGUGCCCUCGUGUGUCGAUAAUGAGGAUGUGCAGUUUUGAGGACAGCUUGGGAAAUGAGAGUAGCAUGUUCACUGCUCUCCGGUGACUGCACACAACAGUAUCGUUGUCAAUCAGGUAGAGGUGAUGGUUACUGUUUUCAGACGAGAGCUUCUUCAUGAAGCAGUUGCACAGUUCAGGGUCCCAGCAUGCAGCAGGAGCUGUGGCUGCGAGCAAAAUCUCAGGUGCUGUCCUCCCUCAAGCCUGUGUGCGCCCUGAGAGCAGUGUCCACAGACCCACCCCACCCUGCAAGCGCCGACCCCCACUGCUACACCAGAGCCGCUGACCUGACCCACAGCCCCCUGGCCAAGAUGUCCAACAGCGCCCCGUCUCCCCGCAAUAGCCCCAACGUGCCCCCCCACCCCCCGGCCCUCCCGAGAACGCCCAACCUUGGCCUCAGGACCAGAACGCUUAACCACAACGUCCAUUCACACACCCACUACCACAACAACAGAGAUAAUGGCGUCAAAGCAGAGUUCAACCGCAGCUGCUCGGCCGAGGGCCCCUCGGGGCCACAGGCCAACCCUAUCAAAGCCUCCAGGACCCAUCAUGAGCUGCAUAAGGAACUGCUGCUAGCCCACAAAAAGGGUAAGGCCCUGUGCAGUAAGCCUGAGCUGCAGCAGGUGCUUGAGAGGCGUAAGAAGGAGCAGACUCAGAAAGAGGAGGGAGACCAGGCCAGGACUCCCCUGGAGGAGGUGCUUCUGAAACGGCAGCAGAAAAACACUGAGAGGGAGAAGCACGAAGGGGAGAAAGUACAGGAGGAGGCCCAGCUGUUGGAGUUUGUCCGAGUCCGACAGAACCUGAAAAAGAUCCAGGCUUUCCACAAGGCCACAAACUCUUGAGUUAGUUGCGUGGAUGGGCUUGGAAAAGACUGACUGACACGGAGUAGACUGUUGUACUGUAUGUUGCCUGGGAAAGGACAUAAAUCAGCAUUGACUCUCUCCCAACUUCUCCAAAAUGGCUUCCUUACACUGUCCCGCACAUUGACAAUACUGCGUUUGUGUGCAGAGUCAGAAACUCAAACAAUAUCACUGGUUCGAUUUGAAGGCAUAAGGAUACCUUGAACAUGGAAAUAUUUUAAGCCAAGGAGAAACAUCGACAAAUGUUCUCAUUUGAACUAGUUGUGGGGGAAUAAAAAAAACAAUAUUGCUGUUCAAUGGAUCAGUCGAAAGGGUGUGGAUCUAUGGUUGGGAUGUUAGGACUCAAGACAGUAUUCAGUCAAUUGCGAAUAUAAAACUGUACUUUAGAAUGGAGAAAAAUGCAGUAUAAAAAAGACACUUGUAGAUGUUGUCCUUUGAGUUUGAUCAUGUAUACAGUACCAUUUUCUUGCCUUUUUGCUGUGGAGCUCAAAUUAGCCAAUGUCAGUAUUGUGAGUUUAGGCAUGCGUCUCUAUCAGUCUCUUUCAGUCAGAUAGGGGAAAAACUUGGGUUGUUACUUUUUCCUAUGUCAGACAAAUGAAAAUAUUGGGUUUGAAAAACUUGACAAAUUAAAUAAUAAUUUUUAACAUAUUGUUGUAAAGCACGGCCGGUGCUAUAUCAUGCAUGUCAAUUAAUGAAGUAACUUAUGUUCCUAAAAUGUUUCAUCUAACUCUAAAUAAUGGUAUAUUUUGUGUUUCUUUAUUCCCAUUAAUAAUUUACUGUGUUCACUUAUUCUACAGUACCUAACGGUAUUUUUAAUGCUUUUGAAAGGCCCUGUAGUUAUGCAGAUGAUGUUUCUAAAUCAUUGCACUUACAGUAUACAGUGUGUAGGCAUUUGAUACUGUAGACAAUAGACAUACCUUGUAAGCUAAAUAAAUAAAGAUACACGUUUGUAUUAGUUAGAAGUCAUUGAAAUAUAGCCUAUAGGAACUAAGCUCCUUGAUGCAUUGAGUAGCCUAUCUAUGUAAAUUUUGUUGGGUCGCCCAAAACUUUAAAUAUUGCAGUUUUAAGUGGCCAAUGAUGACCACCUUGACAAAAGUGAUC